Molecule: messenger RNA, 1770 nt
Organism: Talaromyces rugulosus
Lineage: Eukaryota; Fungi; Ascomycota; Eurotiomycetes; Eurotiales; Trichocomaceae
Exons: 4
Coding region: 1-1770 (589 amino acids)
Biological process (GO): glycerophospholipid catabolic process
Cellular component (GO): intracellular membrane-bounded organelle; cytosol
Molecular function (GO): A2-type glycerophospholipase activity
Source: RefSeq, a predicted model, not a curated record
AUGCUUCAUACCUCAGGUAUAACUGCGGGUAAUACUCCGUCAGGCUACCAUGAGGCCUCCCAAGCCGUGAGUAUUGAUUAUCGCGCGUUUCCGAAUACCCCCAAUGGUUAUGCCCCGGUCCAUGUUGCCUGCCCGGAAGACCGACCUAGUAUUCGAAGCGCUUCGACACUCUCCUCCGAAGAAACAUCCUGUAACUCAUCCAACCUACCUAAUAUUGGUAUUGCCAUAUCGGGCGGCGGCUUCGAUGCAUUCAUGAAUGGUGCCGGUGCUCUCAAGGCCUUGACAACCGCACCGAGGGUGCAACUGCUAAGGGCCAGCUCGGUGGCCUACUGCAGUCGGCCACUUAUGUUUCAACUCUUAGCGGAGGUUCCUGGCUGCUCGCGCCCGGCUACCGUGAACCCCCUACAAUUUUGGGGUAAUAUCACUGCCCAAGUCAAGGCAAAGGAGGAUGCUGGUUUUGUGACCAGUAGCCCAGAUUUCUGGGGUCGGAUACAAGGCUAUUUUUCCUUCAAUGCUAGUCACGGUGGAGUCGACCUUACCUGGUCCUCAAUUGCAAAGACCCAGGCCUUCCAAGAAGGGGAUAUGCCAUUGCCUCUAGUGGUUUCUGAUGGUCAAUACUUUGACAAGUCCGAAGACUUGCCCACCUUGAAAGAACCGGUCUAUGACUACUCUCCUUGGGAGUUCGGCACUUAUGACCACUCUAUCUAUGGAUUCGCGCCACUAGAAUAUCUAGGGACUCGAUUUGUGAAUGGGGUAGUUCCAGAAAAUGAAACUUGUGUGCGUGGCUUCGAUAAUGCUGGGUUUAUCACCGGUACAUCCAGUGACACAUGGAAUGAGAAUAGAACGGAUAUCGCCGCCAUCAUUCGCACUCAGAUUCUUCCUCUGCUACCGAGCAAUUCAUCUGAAGCAGAAUUAUUUUCCUAUGUUUUGAAAGACUAUCUUAGUGCCGUCGGCUCCACUAACUCAACAGUGAAUGGUCCUGCAGCCUACGAUCCCAGCCCAUUCUACCAAUACAACAAGGAUUCAUCACCAUUUGCGCAGGAUACGAGACUCACCGUAGUUGACGGUGGCGAGAAACUAGAAAAUGUUACAUUCAAUCCGCUUAUUCAGAGAAAGCGCAAUGUGGAUGUUAUCUUUGCUGUCGACACUACCAAUCACCCCUAUCCGCAUUACUGGCCCAAUGGCACAUCACUUGUUACCACGUAUGAGCGUACCCUUGGAGGGUUUGCCAACGAUACAUCGUUCCCUUCUAUUCCAGACAAAAACACCUUUAUCAACCUAGGCCUCAAUACACAUCCGACAUUUUUCGGCUGCAACAGCUCUAAUCUGACGACGCCGGCACCUUUGGUCGUCUACUUGCCCAAUCAUCCCGUUACCUACAUGUCGAAUAUGUCUUCGCAGGAAAGUGGUUUCACCAACGCAAAGCGCGACGAUGUCAUUUUGAAUGGCUAUAAUAUUGCCACUCAGGCCAAUGGUACGCUAGAUUCCAACUGGACCACUUGCGUGGGCUGUGCUAUUCUCAGUCGAUCGUUUGACAGAACCGAUACUGCUGUUCCAAAGGCUUGCAGCCAGUGUUUCCAACGUUACUGUUGGAACGGAACAAUCGACAAUCAAACUCCAUCAACCUAUUCGCCGUCGGUUAUUUUGCCUUCUUCGACUUUUGUUUCCGCCUCCACAUCUCCAACCGCUCAUAGCAUGAGUACCUCACUUUCUCCCGCUGCGUGGUCUUCCGCGGCAAUACUUGGGAUGGUUCUCCUCGCUGUCAUCUAA